This is a messenger RNA of Rotaria sp. Silwood1, 2532 nucleotides long. The record is from the annotation of a GenBank genome assembly. NCBI's taxonomy places the organism in Eukaryota, Metazoa, Rotifera, Eurotatoria, Philodinida, Philodinidae.
AUGGCUACCGAUCCGAACUAUCAGACGUCGACAACAACUCCUGAAAUCGAUGAACGUCUUUAUUCACGACAACUUUAUGUGAUUGGAAAAGAAGCAAUGUACGAAUUACGUAAUGCUGAUAUUCUUAUAUCAGGCAUGCGUGGUCUUGGUGUUGAAAUUGCUAAAAAUCUGAUAUUGUGUGGUGUUAAAUCAGUUAUUGUUCAUGAUUGUAACAAUGUUGACUACAAAGAUUUAUCAUCACAAUAUUAUUUUUCUGAAUUUGAUAUUGGUCAAAAUCGCGCUGAAGUUACUAAAGAAAAAUUAUCUGAACUGAAUAAUAAUGUUAAUGUGACAUAUUCUUCAUCCAAUAUUGAUGAAGAUUUUCUUCAAAAGCAUAAAGUGAAUGUAUUUGUUCUUACUGAUGAUGAUAUUGAUAAUCAAGUAAAAAUAGGUGAUUAUUGUCAUGAACAUGGAAUAAAAUUUGUUAAUGCUAAUAUAAAAGGUUUAUUUGGACAAAUAUUUUGUGAUUUUGACCAAAACUUCAAAGUAUUCGAUACAAAUGGUGAAGAUUCAAUAACAGAAGAAAUAGUCGAUUCAAUCAGUCAUGAUGAAAUUGGUGUUGUAUCAAUAGCGACAUAUACAAAACAUGGUUUCGAAGAUGGAUCAUACGUUACUUUUCAUGGUGUGAAAGGAAUGACUGAAAUUAAUGAUCAUGAAUUCAAAAUCACUGUACUAGAUCCAUAUACAUUUAUUAUUGGUGAUACAAGAAAUUUUGGUGUUUAUGAAGGUGAAGGAACAGUUACUGAAGUCAAAAAAGCAGAAACUGUGCAUUUCAUGUCAAUGUCUGCUAAUCUUCAUUUAUCAUUUCAAGGUUUAUCACUUUUUCAAAACCAAUAUAAUGCAUUGCCUCAACCAUGGAAUGAUGAUGAUGCAGAUAAAUUCUAUGAAAUAGUUGAAAAAUUGAAUAGAGAAAAUCGUGAACAAGUAUUAACAGAUCAACUGAAUAAACAUUGGAUAAGACUAUUUGCUAAAACAUGUACUGGUGAUUUAUGUCCAAUUCAAUCUGUUAUUGGUGGUAUUGCUGCUCAAGAAGCAGUCAAAGCAGUGACAGGAAAGUUUAUGCCAAUUCGACAAUUUUUAUAUUUUGAUGCUAUUGAAUGCUUAUCUGAAAAUGUCUUUUAUCUAUCAAAUGAAGGAACAAGUGAAUCAAACACAAGAUCAAAUUUCCCAUCAAAACAAAGUCGAUAUUAUUUUCAAGAAAUUGUUUUUGGUGAAGAUUUACAAGAUAAACUAGGCAAUGCUAAAUACUUUCUGGUUGGUUCAGGUGCAAUUGGUUGUGAAAUAUUGAAAAAUUUUGCUAUGAUGGGCAUUGGAUGCGGAAGAGAUGGUGCAGUAUUUGUAUCCGAUAUGGAUUCAAUCAAGAUAUCGGAUUUACAUCGACAAUUUCUAUUUCAUUAUCGGGAUAUUGGUGUAAAUAGUGGUAUAUUUGGUACAAAAGCAAGUGUUCAAGUUGUUGUACCAUUUCUUACUGAAUCAUAUUCAUCUACCAAUGAUCCACCCGAUCCAAUAGUAGACCUGAGUACUGCAAUACAUUUUCCAAUUUCUAUUAAUCAUAUUAUUCAAUGGGCGAUCUAUACUUUUUCUGAUCUAUUUACAAUUCCUGCUCAACAAGUUGAAGAAUUUGUGCGUGAUCCCAAAGGCUUCGCUGAACGAACAGCUAAAAAGUCCUCCGAAUAUGAAAAAAAUGGAAUUGUUGAAAACGUUAAACGUAUUCUUGUUGAACAUCGUCCAAGAAAUUUCACCGAUUGUAUCAAAUGGUCUCGAAAUCUCUUCGAACAACAAUUUCAUAAUGCAAUUGUUCAGUUACUUCAUAAUUUCCCACGUGAUCGUGUGACAGAUAGAGGUGAACUUUUUUGGAGUGGAUAUAGACGAUGUCCACAUCUAUUGAAAUUUGAUGUUAACAAUAAACUUCAUUUGGAUUUCAUUAUUGCUGCAUCCAAUUUAUUUGCACAUAUGUAUAAUAACCCACAAACAUGUGAUCGUCAAUUUAUUGCACAAGAAGUAACAAAAGUACAAGUGCCUGAAUUUAAACCAAAAAGUAUUUUCACAGCAGAUAAUGAUAGUAACCAAUGGAGAGUGGAUGAUCAGCAACGAAAGAAUGUUCAAGAGGAAAACAAUUCGUCAAUUGAACAACUCCUUAAUCGAUUGCCUAAACUUGAUGAAAUAGUUGACAUUAAGAUUCAACCACAUGAAUUAAAAACAGAUGAUGAUACGAAUUUUCAUAUGGAUUAUACAGUAGCAACAACUCUUUUACGAGCUGAAAACUAUGAAAUACAAAUAACUGAUCGAAGUCAAAUCAAAAGAAUUGCUGAAAAUAUAAUUCCAGCUAUUGUAACAACAACAGCAAUGGUUACAGGUCUUGUUUGUCUUGAAGUUUAUAAAUUAAUUCAAGGUCAUAAGAAGAUUGAAUCAUAUCGAAAUGCAUGCCUUAAUUUGGCUUUGCCAUUCUUUGCAUUUUUUGAACCGAUACCACCAAAAUAUCAAAAGGCAUAG